Patella vulgata (common limpet) is the source of this 7950-nucleotide messenger RNA. RefSeq names its product ceramide kinase. The transcript is spliced from 11 exons. Gene Ontology annotation, molecular function: kinase activity. The record is from RefSeq and is a predicted model, not a curated record. Lineage: Eukaryota; Metazoa; Mollusca; Gastropoda; Patellidae. The coding region runs from base 248 to 1678 and encodes 476 amino acids.
UUUCGUAAUACAUAGGCAUCGGGGCUAUUACAGAAAUAUGUCAUUUUGAUAAUGGUGUGUGCAUCAGAGACAACUUGUGUUAGGCUUGUUUAUAUUCACUGAUUUCCAAAUUUAGCGCCGUACAUUUCGUCUAUUGAAGUAAGCACCAGAAAGGGGAAUAUGGCCAUCUGAAUCCUCAUGACAUUGUGUUGGUCAAUAUAGGUCAAAUGCGUGGAAACUAAAAGCAGCAACUUAAGACAGCCUCCGGAUGGAUUCCCUACAAAAUGUGCCACUUGACAGUGAAAUAGGAAAUUUUACUAGUGGUGGCAUAAGUGUAGAAAUAGCCAUUAAUCAUGAAUGUAUUCAGUGGUCAUUUAGUAAUUCCUCUGAAACCGAAGCCAAAUUAAAAGCUAAAAAUAAGUGUUUAGAAUGGAAAGAUGUUGUUGGUGUGCAGUCACUCGCAAAAAACACCAAAAACCUGACUGAAUCUCAACAAAAAACAGACACUGAUUUCACGCAAAUCAAAUUGUCCUACAUUGUUAAGAAAGAAGAUCAUAAAUGGAGAUGUGAUCAUAUAAUAUUUGAAGGAGAUUUUAGCAGCUGGAUUAGUAGAUUAAGAGAAAGAAUUAGACAAGGCAAGCCUAGAAAGUUAUUAGUAAUUAUAAACCCUAUUGGUGGAUUUGGUAAAGGAAGACAAAAUUAUGAGAAAAAAGUAGCACCAUUGUUUGAGUUGGCAGACAUUACUACAGAUGUUAAAGUUACAGAAAGGGCUGGUCAUACGAUUGAUAUAUUAAAGACCUAUGACUUUUCUACUAUUGAUGGUAUAGUUUCUGUUGGUGGUGAUGGUUUAUAUCAUGAAGUAUUAAAUGGCAUUUUACCCAUGAUACAAGAUGAUAAUAUAGAUUAUAAUGAUACAGAAAUUACACUUAAAUCACCACCAGUUCCUAUUGGUAUUAUACCUACAGGAACAGGUAAUGGUAUAGCAGGGUGGUCAUGUGGUUGUAUAGAUAUAGAAACAUCAGCUUUACACGUUAUAAGAGGUGAGCACCAUAAGUCUUGUGCAUUAUCAAUAAAGGUUGGAGGAAAACAUUUGGCAUUUGCUGGUUUAUUAUUUUCCUAUGGAGUAAUGUCUGAUUUGAUUAAAAAAUCUGAAGAAAGAAGAUGGAUGAAAGUGAUGAGAUACCCAGUGUCUAUACUUGGUGGGUUCUUGGGUAGACAGCGUACUUUUAAUGCAGAUGUGAGUUACAAAACAUUAAAUACUAAUGUGGACGGAGAAAAGAAGGAAGAUAACUGUGAAAAUGAUUGGAAGACAAUUGAUUUGAAAGAGUUUUUGUCAGUGCACGUGUUUUGUUGUGAUAUAAGGGUUGACAAUGGUGUUGUUAAAUUCGACCGUCAGAGUGAUUCUUUUUUACUUAUGUCCUAUGGUCGAAUUAAAAAAAUGGAGCAAAUUAAAUUUUUGGGAAGAUUUGCAACUCAGAGUCCAAAUUUAAUGGAUUUUGAUUGGUUAAUAAAGAACAGCAAUGUUACUAGAUUUCAUAUAAAAGUUAAUGAAUCGGUGGAUUGUGGAAGUUCUAAUGAAAGAGAUCGGGCAUUAGAAUUAUAUGUUAAUAUUGAUGGUGAAUCUAUUCCUAUAAGUGAACCUGAUAUAGAUGUUAGAUUUUGUAGUCAGUUAGUUCCAAUCUAUAGUUCCAAGUUUUAAUAGUGACUAGAGGAACAUGAAAGAUAUAAAAACAGUACCAAGAAAAAACUCUGCUACUGGCAAUCAAGAAGUUAGUUUAUAAUGGCACAGAUAAAAAGGACAAAUGGAACAAAUAGGAAAACAAAAAUAACUAAAAAGAUAGUUUAUUAAAUUAAAUAACAAAUGAAAAGCAUGUAUAUAUAUAUACUGUUCAGACAUAAUCUAAUCAAAUUAUACUAUUGAUUACUAAAAGAUGCACCUUAUUAAAUGAUAAUUACUACUUGAUUUUAACAUGGAAUUUCAGCAAUUAAAAUACAUAUGUAGAUGUGUACAUAAAUAUUAAAGUAAAACAAAAUCUAAUGUAAUGACCAAGACAACUAGAAGCCUGAUAUAGCAUGAUAAUUAAGUAAUUUAAGUACAUAAUUAUACCAUUGUCUGAAAAACAAAUAGUAAUAAUUUGUUUUUCAGAUAUUUAUUUUUCUGCAUUUGUGCUGUGCACUGGCAAUCAGAUAAUAGAAAAGUAAACAUAGAUUAAAAUAAUGAAACAUUUGGUGCAUUUGUUCAAUCCAAUCCAAAUUUUAUGUUAUUAAUUCUCUCCUACUAAUAGUAUAAAAAUAUAAAAUAAUUUUCUCUGAAUAACAAUAUAAAUUAGAGUUGCCCACAUGAUCAACUUUGUUAUGUCAGAGGUAUUUUGAGGUCUUCAUGCAUGGAUAAAUUCUGACACCGUCCAAACCUGAUCAAAAGGAAACAAAGGUCAAUUCUUAAUUUUUUAAGUGUCUUUUUUUACCUGUUGAUUAUACAUUUGUUGUCUUUACAAUUUAUAAGAUAAUUCAUGUGAAGAAAUUAGAGUAUGUAACUCGAAGAACAAAAUUGCGAGAAGUAGCUUAUAACUGUGUCUAACAAGUGGUUGCCAUUCCAGAUACACCCACAUUUUGCUAGAGAUCGACAGAGAACGAGCUAAAAAUAAAAAAAAAAGAUUUUUCGCACAAACAGGCAGGGAGCGGUCAUUUAGUCCGGCAGUUUUGGGUCGGAUUUUCAUAAAAUUCGAACUCAACCAUCAUUAGGGUGCACCGGUGAAUUGUUUAAACAGUUUUUAAAAUUGAAUCCACAAACUAAAUACGUGUUUUUUUAUACGCCCACAUUUUCAUGUGGACGUAUAUUGUCGUCGCCUCUACAGGUCACAAUUUUUAUCCGAUUUCAACGAAACUUGAAAUAUAGCUUUAUCUCCCUAAGAUCUCGGAUCCUUUCGAUAUUGGCAUGUAUCAGACCAUAACUUCAUGGAUUAUGGCCCCUGAUUGUAUGAAAAAUCAUGUUGUUAGCUUGUGGACACUCUAGAGGUCAUAAUUUUGAUCCUAUUUUGAUGAAACUUGAAAUGCAUGUGUAUAAACCAAAGAUCUUGGUUCCUUUUGAUAUUCGCGCUUAUCGGAUCGUAACUUCCUGAAUUAUGGCCCCUAAUUGUACGAAAAAUCGUGUUUUUAGCUUGUGGACCCUAUGGAGGUCAUAAUUUUUAUCCGAUUUAAAAAACUGUAUUGUUAUAUCACCGUUACACCCUAAGGACAGCUGAGUUCGAAUUUCGUCAAAAUUGACCCAAAACUGACAGAUAAAAUGGCCGCCGUUCGUUCUCAAAUAGCGUAAAAAUAUGGUAUAUCAAGGUUGUGGACCCUAUAGAGGUCACAAUUUUAAUCCUAUUUUGAUGAAACUUGAAAUGUAAGUUUAUAACCCAAAGAUCUUUGGUCCUUUCGAUAUUCGCGCAUAUUCACGUAACUUCAUGAUUGUACGAAAAAGUGUGUUUUUAGCUUGUGGACCCUAUAGAGGUCAUAAUGUUUAUCCGAUUUAAAAAAUCAUAUUAUUAUAUCACCGUUACACCCUAAGGACGGCUGUGAUUGAAUUUCGUGAAAAUCGGCCAAAAACUGACAGACAAAGUGGCCGCCCUUGUUCUCAAAUAGCGUAAAAAUAUGGUAUAUCAAGGUUGUGGACCCUAUAGAGGUCACAAUUUUUAUCCGAUUUUGUUGAAACUUGAAAUGUAAGUUUAUAACCCAAAGAUCUUGGUUCCUUUCGAUAUUUGCGCAUAUUGAAUUGUAAUUUCCUGAAUUAUGGCCCUUGAUUGUAGGAAAAAUCACUUUCUUUUUAGCUUGUUCUCUAUCCAUCUCUCGAAAAUGUGGGCGUAUCCUGCCUGGCAGCCGCUGGUUGAACAAGAUUCAGGGGCCAUAAUCCAGGAAGUUACAUUCCGAUAAGUGCGAUUAUUGAAAUGAACUGAGAUCUUUGUGAUAUAAACAUAAAUUCAAAGUUCCAUCAAAAUCGGAUCAAAAUUUGCGUGGACUUAUAAAAAUGAACUUAGUGAAGAUAUCAAGAAGCUCAUUUCUAACUCCGGGGGACAAGAAUUUUAUUCACUUAAUUAUAUCUGGGAUUUCUCUUUUAAUGUAUAACAUGUUUAUUAGCACAAUUAGUUAUUUUAUUACAUUGAUUUGUUAUUUUUGUAUAUUAUAGAUAGCCUUUUAUUAAUAUAACAAUAAGUGCAUUUAAUUUAGUUACUUUUGUAUUCAUUGUUAAGCUUUUUAUAUAUUUCAUAAUAUACUCAAAGUCGUUAAAAAUGCAAUGCCUAAUUCAUGAAAUAUUUCUGGUAAACAUUUUCUUGGGCUUUCUUAUCUUAUGACACAUAGGUGAAACUUGUGAUGGGUCUCUUUUUGUGGAGUUCUGGGUUUGAACCCAAUAUCAGUUCUCGGUAAUGAACAUUGUUCGUGCAAACUGAGCACUUGUCUUUUUUCACGAUUUUAAGCAGUCCCAUGUCACACGUUUUGCACGUGCAUUUCCUGCACUCUGGCCCUUUAAAUACAGAUCAAAAUUACAACAUUCAUCAUUGGCAUGCUGGAUUAGGGGGCUUCACAGGUAGCCAGACACUUUAAUGUCCACCCAUUGACCAUUGCUCGCCUCAGACAACGCUUCCGCGCCACUGGAAGAGUUGCCAAUCAAACCUGAUCGGAGCGCCACCUGUAACAACCACAGCUCAAGAUCGCCACAUCCGACUACAGCAUCUGCGCAACAGGUUCCAUUCAGCUACUGCUACUGCCAGGGGAACUGUUUGAACAUGGCAACGUCAGAUCAGCCCUCAAACAGUCCGAAGGCACCUGGCUGCUCUUGGGUUACGCUGCCGUCGACCUUACCAACCCGAUCGAACACCUUUGGGAUGAACUUGUAGUGAAUUCUUUCAUAAAAUUAUCCACAGAUGUUUGUUAUCUUGAUUUUGUCAAUUGUUAUGUACAUUUGUUAAAGUUGUUGCAGUAAAUAAACUUUGAAUUUGGCAUUGCGUUCUUAAUGGCUUUGACUUUGUGUGUAUAAUUGUAAAUUAGAUAUAGACUGAUUAUAAUAUUAUAGCCUUUGUGUAAAGAAUAUUUUAGCUCAUUUAGGCUUAUAUCACCAUAAUUCUUACCCUAUUCAACAUUUUCAUCCAGAUUUUCUGGUGUGGUUCCCUCUUGUCAGUGAUGCAGGACGGAGGGCCUGACAAGGGCUGCUGUCUAGUCAAGUGGAUGGGACGAAAAACUGAGGUCCUGUGUACACAUUGAUGUGCACGUAAAAGAUCCCUUGACAGUUGUAAUUCGAUAUAAACUUUCCCUCAGAGUAGAACAGUAGGACGUUAAAACUCCAUUUCAUUUCAUUCCUAUUUAACUUUGUUUCAAACUGACUUAAAAAUUAGAUAGCUGCCCAAACGUAACAUCCAGAAGUUAUCUGCUUGCUUCCUUGUGAAAUUUCUGGUAUUUUCCAUUUGAGCAUUACUAUCUCUAACAAGCUAUCACUUGUCUUCAAAUCCAUGUAAUCAAGUCAAAAUAAAUUCAGAUGGGAUUGUUUAGUCAUUAAGUUUGAACCAACUGCGAUUUGUAAUCAAGCGUACAGCCAAUUAUUUGCAGUAUUUCUACCCAUUUUUAUAUUAGUUUCAGAGAUUUCUCUUUGAAAAAUACCGGUACCAGGAUUGUUGGAAGGGAACUCAAAUUUGUCGAUUAAUACAAACAACUAGGGCUCACUUACUGUUUUCAUCCCAUAUCUAAUCAGAAGUUUAAAACUAGGCGUGAAAAUGUUUGAUCUCUUUUGAUGGUACAAAUUUCAGUUCUUUGUCUUCCAGUAAUCCCCCAAAUGACUUCAUUAUUAUCAUAAACAUGUCUAUUUUCUAUCCCAUUAUUUUAUAUGUUAUUCAAGUUUAUAUGAUAGAUCCAUUCAAGUAUUUGAUUGACAUUUAUCUAAAUUUUAUUAAUUCAAAACAAUAUAUAUUGUGAUAUUUUAUAACAUUUUCAGUCUGAUAUUUUAUAACAUUUUCAAUCUGAUAUUUUAUAACAUUUUCAAUCUGAUGUCCCCCAACUUUCAAAGAAAGCAGAACACUAUUAAAAUUAGUUCUUCUGUCACACUUUUUAGGGCACAAUAAAUCUGCCUCUGAUUGAGGUAGAAUGUUUAAACUAGUUGUCUUGACUGAGUUUGACAAUGAGCAUUUUCUGCUUAGGCUCAGCAAAGAUAAGACAUUUUCAUUGGUCAAGUCUUUGGGACACAAUAACUCUAAUUGGUGUAAAUGUUUAUUAGGUGAAUAUCUUUGCUGAUGAUAGCAAUUUAUGCUAACUCUAAGCAGCUGUCCGUCCGUCACACAUUUAGAUAAGAAAUUUCAUUGGUCAAGACUCUAGAUAGAACACAAUAAUUCUGCUUCUAAUUAAAGUAGAAUGCUCAAACUUUGUGUAGAUGUUCACUAAGUGAAUAUAUUGACCGAGUUCAAUGAUGAGCAUUCGUUGCAGAUGUAAGCAAUUUGAGUUGUCAAUGCUUUGAAACAGGGCCCACGCUGUCGAUUGCCAAAGUCGCAAUUUGCGAUAAAAAUAUGAAAGUGGCGAUUAAAAUUUGAUUAAUUGCGAUAAUGUUUUGCGAUUCUUUUUGAGAACUGGCGGAAAAAAAUCUUAAAAUUCUAAUCGUAUUUAUCCUGAAUUAACCAUUACAAUUACAUUGAGUGCCAAUCACGUGGCGGCACAUUCUAUAAAUUAAUCAAUUAAUCAACUGGCUGAUAAUCCGAAUCGCGUCAAUGAGUAAAUAUAAUCAAUUGUCUUAGAUAAAUGAUUAGUUGAUUGAUAAUUGCAAAUGAUAUAUAUAAAGCCUAUCUCAAGUCAUUAUUUACUCCUAAUGAUUAAUCUAAGCGGGGAUUAUUUGAUUUUUCGUUUCGUCUUUAACAAAAAUGGCCGACAGUUAUUUUCGCAGAGAAUGAAAUAUUUUGAUAGUUGAAUUCCGUUUACUGUGGCUUCAUACGGCAUGUAAAAUAUACAAGCAUGUCUAUCGGAUAUUAUUAUAUUAAAUUAUAUUAUCAUCACUGGUCGUAAACGUAAGAACGGGUUGAAUAGCGACGAUUCUUGAGUGAGAAAAUAGUUCGCCAUUUGUAUCAUAUUACCGUUGCCAAAAUACUCUAAAAGUGACUGACGAGUAUAAUUCUAAGCAUAUACAUAUAUAACUGAAACUGAUAUCAUUCUAUCAAGGAUUCAGAUUUUGAUACCUUUACGGUACCUGAAAAUAACAAUAGGCCUAUUGUACAUGCAAAACAUAAAUUUAUAGAAAAUUUGCAAUCCUUGAAUGAGAUCUGACAUGUAAAUAGGCCUACUGAAAAUAUAUUGUGCUGCUCGGUGUGCAAAUAGACUAAAGUCACCAAAAAUAACAUCUUAUCUUCGUAAAUCAAAACUGUGUUAAUGAUGUAUUAUGUAAAGACAGAUUUUUAAAGUUGUAUAUAUAGUAUAUAUAGGUAAUUGUUUUAUAAUAGGCCUACCUAAGACAUAAAACUGUUACAUGUUGUCUUUUUUAUCACACAUUUUUGGCAGAUAAAAUAUUCCAGUUGACAGAAAAAAACUAUGAAACUUUUUUUAUAUAAAAAUUAUCAUCCAUUUUGGCGGGAAAAAAAUUAAAGCCGGUGUGAGCCCUGCUUUGAAACAUGCCUUGAUUCUAAUGAUAGCUUCAUUAAUAAGUUUGAUAAUGAGCAUUAUUUUCUUCAGUAAAAUUCUAAAUUUGCAAGUAAUUAAUGAAUGUCAACUACUUAUUUUGGGAUUAAGGUGGGAGGCAUUGUCAAGCCUCACUGUUGGCUUGUUUACCAGGGCUUGUCACGAGCAAAUUGGAGGCGAGUAGAUGACUACUCACGCAAAUAUAGACUUGCGCGAGUGAGGCGAGUACAUGUAUUUACUCACGCAGAAUGAUGUGCGUGAGUAGCCAUUUAAAUUUCAUGUGCCUAAUGGCAAUGCUAUUGUCACUUCGGUGGAAGCAGACGUUGAAUAAAGCUAUUUCACACACAA